This is a messenger RNA of Drosophila hydei, 2923 nucleotides long. RefSeq names its product RNA polymerase II degradation factor 1. Bases 48 to 2801 code for a protein of 917 amino acids. NCBI's taxonomy places the organism in Eukaryota, Metazoa, Arthropoda, Insecta, Diptera, Drosophilidae. The record is from RefSeq and is a predicted model, not a curated record. The transcript is spliced from 4 exons.
AGUCGGACGGUGAGUGCGAGCCCGACUAGACUCACUUCUGCAUCGAGAUGUAUCCGCAGGCUGAGCUGGAAAACUACAAGCUGCAAGUGGAGCUGCUGCAGGAGAAGCUGCGUCGCAGCGAGGACAAUCGCCAGCAGCUGGAACAUAAGCUAGACAAAGUUCUACAGAAACGCAGUGAAAUCGAGAAGGGCGUACGGCACAAAACGCGCCAGAAGUACCAAGAGUUUCUGGAGGAGCAGACACAGCGCAAUGAGCGAAACAAAAAGCUGGUGCAGAUGCUGGAGCGUAUUGAUGAACAGACGGCUGUCAUGUCGCAGCGCAGCGAACGACUUAAAAUGAUGAAGCUGCAAUACCAAAUGUACUUUGCAAAACUGGUUCAAAGCCAAACAUUGCGCUGCAUACAACAGACAACAGCUCCGGGAGGCAACGCAAUGCCAAUUCCUGUCCUAAUACAGCCCCAGUCGACGGCAGUGUCGAGUCCAGCUGUCGUAACAGCACCGGCAAAUGCUGCACCAGCUCCCAUUGCAAAUCAAAGCCAACCACUGAUGAUUCCAUUGACGACUGCGCCGCCACAGCAAUGGGCCUUUGCCAUGGCCACGCCGACGCCGACGCCCACUCAAGCUGGUAUGUUAUUAACUUCACAGGUAACGCCGCAGCCCGUUUAUGUGCCAUACCCGGAUUUGUAUGGGGGGGCUGGUGUUGGCCUGGGUGUAGGGCAGCCGCUUACCACCUCCAAUCUGUUCGACCUGCGUGCCACAUUGCGCGCCCUGGACAAUGAAAAUGCCGAUUUGCCGGAGCGAAUGACGCACUUUGAUGAAUCUCGAAGUGGUAACACUGACAGAGCUGCGCCAGCAAAAACAGCAUCAAUGAUGACGACGAUGACCACGACGGCGACGACGACAACGACUACAAUAUCAACUCCAUGCUCAGCGAAAGAUAUGAGUGCACGGGAGUUGAGCAGCACAUCCUCAACGUUGGCAACAUCCUCGUUGACAUUUGAUAAAUUGCCAAUGACGGCAGCGCUUGCUGAGGUGCCAGCUGCAGCUGUCGCUGCUGGCAUCGAUGACGUUGGUGGUCGACCGCAGGCGGCGGCGCCGUUGCGUAGGAACAGCCGGCAAGAACUGGAGCAGGAUGCCUGGCCAAAUUCACGCGUGACUAAAGGCGAGCAUGAAAAAUCGCCAAGUGUCGUCAGCUAUAAUGAGCCAAGCGGGCAACAACAGCAGCCGCAGCAGCGGCAACAACAACAGCACAAUUUCGAUGCUUACUUUGGUGAGCUGAAAAUCGAUGAGCCCUGGCAUCCAGCGGCAGCUCCAAUAGCAACAAUGACACGACCAAAGGACCAAUACGAAGACAAAACGGAUCUAAGCGUGCGUGCUGGCAAAAUGAAAACAGUUGGCGGCGAUGGCGCCAUUGGCGGCCUCGUUGGUGGCAUCAGCAACGAUUUGCUUGACGAAGUCAAAGCCAGCCGUGCAGCUUUAGAGAAGGCAGCGGCUGCGGUUGAUGAGCAGCUAGCACGAGGUAAUCAAUUGUCGCCACCGGCAGCCAAUGAGCCAUUCGCUAAGCCCGGAGUGUCGAUUGAGAAUAUUGAAAAUGCCAUUUACGGCGAACGUUUGACGGCAACAAACACAGCGAUGUCAGCUAGAGCAGGAGCAGCAGCGGCGGCCGCAGCGGCGGCAGUGGCAGCAACAGCAGCAACAGCAGCAACGGCAGUGGCAGCAGCAGCAGCAACAACAACAACAGCAGCCCCAGCAAAGGGAUUAGUGGAGAAUUUGGUAAGCAACGCAUCACAGCCGCAGCCACAUCAGCAGGAACAGCAGCAGGAGGAAGAACAGGUAACUCCCGUGGAUAUACAACAAUUGCCGGAGCAGCAACAACAACAGCGACCAGCAGAGAUUGCUUUCGGGCAGUAUGAGGCCAAUAGCUAUGUGGACCCGGGUGAGCCGAGCUACGCCAGCAUUGAGUCGACUCCGCAGCAGCAGUUGCAGCAGUCGGCUAGCGUUGCGGGCGAGCCACUGUACAGUGAAAUCGGAAAUCCCACAGACUAUCAGCAAUAUGCAACGGAUGUUGCCAAUGCAACAGCUGAGGCCGAGGCAGACGCAGCUGUAGCCGCAGCACAGCAAGAGUACUCCGGUAUGGAUUAUGGCAACUACGAUGCAGCGCAAUAUGCAGCGGGCUAUGAUCCCAAUGCCUACCCGGGCUACAUAUAUGAUGAGGCCACUGGCCAGUACAUUGCCGAUCCCAAUGCAACUCAGUAUGCUCCGGAUGGCAGCUACGCGGGCCAGGACUAUGAUGCUGCAGCAGCAAAUUACGACUACUAUAGCGAACAGCAACAGCAGCAGCAACAGCAGCAGCCACAGCCUCAGCAACAGGAACAGCAGCAGGAACAACAGCAAGUCGCCUAUCCGAUGUCGGACAACAACAAUGGCGCUGCAGCGGAGCUGGUCUCACCACAGGAAGUGGAGCAAGCCCCACCACACGAUGGGGCUGAUGCAAAGCCCGAGGCCAUUCACCCACCAGCGGUGGCCGGCAGCGCCGCCAAACCUGCAAGGCCCACAUCGAUACUUGCGUCGACAGACAAACAAGCGAUGCCUAAUGAUGCGCAUCAGCAGCAGCAGCAGCAGCAGAAGAAGAAGAAGCGCGUUAAUUUCGUUGACAGCAGCGAAACGGAUGAUAGCUCAAGCGCGAAACCAGUCCAGGAACCAACCGGAAUUACAGCCAGCCCGGCCACCACAACACCCGCGGGAGCAGCGGCCAGCGAAAGCGACUUCGAUUUUUCAACAGGCAGCGAGGCGAAGAAUUAGAACAAGCGCAAAACACUUCAGUUCUAAUUUGCUGCCAUUUGGGUUAACCAGUGGACAGCUCAACCCAGGCAGUGGUCAUUCAAUGAGCUCGCAUUCAAUUUAUGGCCACAGCAUUUCCCUUU